AUGGGAGAGGGUUUAGGGGGUUACAAGGAAUAUGUCGCCGGAAUGAUGGCUGGUCUCGCCACCGUCGCCGUUGGCCACCCUUUCGACACCGUCAAGGCAGCCGUGGAAAAGACCGAGGGGAAGAAACUGAUGACUGAAGAGGGCUUCGACAGCAAGAAAGGCGGCAGAUCCGCCGUCAUGAGAGCCAAGGACUACAAGAACAUCUUCAAGAAGAUGCCCUUUGUGGGGACGAGGUAUCCGGACCAGUCAGCUAUGGCAGAUAUCUGA
This is a messenger RNA of Microthlaspi erraticum, 267 nucleotides long. The record is from the annotation of a GenBank genome assembly. Lineage: Eukaryota; Viridiplantae; Streptophyta; Magnoliopsida; Brassicales; Brassicaceae.